Molecule: messenger RNA, 1979 nt
Organism: Galeopterus variegatus (Sunda flying lemur)
Lineage: Eukaryota; Metazoa; Chordata; Mammalia; Dermoptera; Cynocephalidae
Gene: HTR2C
Product: 5-hydroxytryptamine (serotonin) receptor 2C, G protein-coupled
Exons: 4
Coding region: 1-1377 (458 amino acids)
Biological process (GO): G protein-coupled receptor signaling pathway, coupled to cyclic nucleotide second messenger; feeding behavior; locomotory behavior
Cellular component (GO): dendrite; plasma membrane
Molecular function (GO): G protein-coupled serotonin receptor activity; neurotransmitter receptor activity
Source: RefSeq, a predicted model, not a curated record
AUGGUGAACGUGAGGAACGCGGUGCAUUCGUUCCUUGUGCACCUAAUUGGCCUAUUGGUUUGGCAAUGCGAUAUUUCUGUGAGCCCAGUAGCAGCUAUAGUAACUGACAUUUUCAAUACCUCCUAUGGUGGACGCUUUAAAUUCCCAGACGGGGUACAAAACUGGCCAGCACUUUCAAUCGUGGUAAUAAUAAUCAUGACAAUAGGUGGCAACAUUCUCGUUAUCAUGGCAGUAAGCAUGGAAAAGAAACUGCACAAUGCCACCAAUUACUUCUUAAUGUCCCUAGCCAUUGCUGAUAUGCUAGUGGGACUACUUGUCAUGCCACUGUCUCUGCUUGCAAUCCUUUAUGAUUAUGUCUGGCCACUACCUAGAUAUUUGUGCCCCGUCUGGAUUUCUCUGGAUGUGCUAUUUUCAACAGCGUCCAUCAUGCACCUCUGCGCUAUCUCGCUGGAUCGGUAUGUAGCAAUACGUAAUCCUAUUGAGCAUAGCCGUUUCAAUUCGCGGACUAAGGCCAUCAUGAAGAUUGCUAUUGUUUGGGCAAUUUCUAUAGGUGUAUCAGUUCCUAUCCCCGUGAUUGGACUGAGGGACGAAGACAAAGUGUUCGUGAACAACACUACGUGCGUGCUCAACGACCCAAACUUCGUUCUUAUUGGGUCGUUCGUAGCUUUCUUCAUACCGCUGACGAUCAUGGUGAUCACGUACUUCCUGACGAUCUACGUUCUUCGCAGGCAAGCAUUGAUGUUACUGCAGGGCCACACGGAGGAACCGCCUGGAAUAAACCUGGAUUUCCUGAAGUGCUGCAAGGGGUAUACUGCCGAUGAAGAGAACUCUGCAAACCCUAACCAAGAUCUGAACGCCCGCCGAAGAAAGAAGAAAGACAGGCGUCCUAGGGGCACCAUGCAGGCUAUCAACAACGAAAAGAAAGCUUCGAAAGUUCUUGGCAUUGUUUUCUUUGUGUUUCUGAUCAUGUGGUGCCCAUUUUUCAUUACUAAUAUUCUGUCAGUUCUUUGUGGGAAGUCCUGUAACCAAAAGCUCAUGGAAAAGCUUCUGAAUGUGUUUGUGUGGAUUGGCUAUGUGUGUUCAGGAAUUAAUCCUCUGGUGUACACUCUCUUCAACAAAAUUUACCGAAGGGCUUUCUCCAACUAUUUGCGCUGCAAUUAUAAGGCAGACAAAAAGCCUCCUGUCAGACAGAUUCCAAGAGUUGCCGCCACUGCUUUGUCUGGGAGAGAGCUUAAUGUUAACAUUUAUCGGCAUACCAAUGAACCGGUAAUUAAGAAAGCUGAUGACGUUGAGCCCGGUAUAGAAAUGCAAGUUGAGAAUUUGGAGAUACCAGUAAAUCCCUCCAGUGUGGUUAGUGAAAGAAUCAGUAGUGUGUAAGAAAGAGUAGCACAGUCUUUUCCUACAGUAAAGCUACAGGUGUAGGAAAAUUUUCUUCUUUAAUUUUUCUGUUGGUCAUAACUAAUGUAAAUAUUGCUGUCUGAACAAAGUGUUUUUAUAUAUAGCUUUGCAACUCUGUACUUUACAAUCAUGCAUACAAUAGUGAGAUUUAGGGUUCUAUAUUUACUGUUUAUAAUAUAUGGAGACUAACUUAUUUUGAUUCAUUAAUGAAUAAAAUGUUUAUUUUGCCUUUCCCUCCCUUCCUUCCCUCCUUCCUUCUUUCCUCUCUUUCCUUUCUCUUUCUUUCUUUGGGGCACAUGGAAAUGUUGAUGUUCCUCUCAGGUGGCAUUUGCAGGAGACCAGAAUGAUGCACAUGACAGUGGUUAUAUUCCAACCACACCAAAAUGAACAAAGUCAGUGGACUCUUUUUCCAGGUUAACAGUAAAUAUAUGCUUUAAAUUCUUGCUCUGCUCAUCCACACACAUAAACACAAUAAGAUAGGUUCUGUCUUCUGAUACAUCCAUCUAUCAGUGAGUCAAAGGCAGAACUUAACCUUGUUGUUACACAUGGGGCAAAAUUUGACAUUGUCAGAAUGUUGUGUU